Messenger RNA from Emiliania huxleyi CCMP1516, 640 nucleotides. Its product is annotated as NADH-ubiquinone oxidoreductase alpha subcomplex, 13. The transcript has 4 exons. The record is from RefSeq and is a predicted model, not a curated record. Lineage: Eukaryota; Haptophyta; Isochrysidales; Noelaerhabdaceae. The coding region runs from base 1 to 438 and encodes 145 amino acids.
AUGCCCAGCGAGCCGCACGUUGGCUCGGGCGGCUUGACGCCGGGGGCGCCCGAUGUGCCACCGCCGGGCGGCUUCAAGCCGGUACGUUACUCGCGGAACCUGCCCAAGGGAGGGCCGUCGUCGCUGGUGAUCGCACUCGGCUCCGCCGCCCUCUUCACAUUCGGCAUGUACAAGGUCAUAUCCGCCAACCGGCUGCGCCGGUCAUGGUUUCGCGAGGAGAAGGACAUACGGCUAGCGAUCCUGCCCUUUCUGACGGCGGAGUCCGACUUGCAGCAACAGCACAUCAAGAGCACGCUCACCCAGAAGGAGGCGGAGCUCAUGGCGAGCGUCCCUGGCUGGGAGGCGGGUGCGAGCGUCUACCACUCGCGGUACAUGAAGCCGAUGGAGAAGAUUGGCGUUCCGCAGUCCCAGAAGAGCAUCUUCGGCGCCACCUCGUGAUCGCCGACCGCUCGUCUACUACUCUUAUAGCGUUAGCACGGCACUCAGGGCCGGUGGAUGUUGGCGGCGGGCCGCUCUGACCUCUGUCCGCUCUCGUCGUCGUGCACCCUCUCGAAAAGCGCUCGGGCUCGCGGCGCGUGACUCGCUCCCAGCACGCUUUGUUCAUGACAUAGUUUUUUCUUUUCAUCUCUCUGGACUCUGC